CCGCUUCGACGAGGCCAACCACCUAAACCCACUCGUUAGAAAAGAAUUGUUGGAGUGUGUGAUAUUUGAUCCGUAUCAAUCGAUCGAGUACAAUGGAGGAUUCUACGCUCAAGGAGCGUCUCCUCAAUUCACAGAAGUCUUUCGAUGGACUUCUGUCAUUAAUACCAGCCAAGAUGUACUACGGGGAGGAGACAAGUGACCAAUGGAAACGCAAGAAGCAGACCAAAGCCGAAGCCGCCGCUGCCAGGCGAAAUAAGCUAGACCCCGAUAGUGACUUAAACCGAAGCGUCAAGGAAGUAAUGGAUGAGCAAGCCCAAAAGAAACGAAAGCGAGAUCAAAUGCAAGAUGGCGAUGAAGAUGCUUGGUCUGAUAUCGAUGGAGUCGACGCAGAGAAGCCUGGUGAGGGAUUGAAAAAGAAGACAUUGAAGGAUGUAAAGAAGAAACAGAAGAAAUCUGACGAUGAGCAACCCGAGUUAAGCGAAAAGGAACGACGGAAGGAAGAGAAGAAAGCUGCGCGAAAGGAGCGAAAGGCAGAGCGACAGCUAUUAAGAGAGGAAGAGGCAGCCUUCCAGAGGCAAACAAUUAAGGGUGUCAACAAGAUCAAGCUCGGACCCAGAGAAACGAGAACUGAUCCAACACCGAGCAAAAACACCCAAGAUGCCGACAUUAGCAGAGAGGUUGACGAUGUCGAACCUUCAGAUAUGAAAGAUCUCGAUGUCGCCGGCCUUGAUGGUCCUAACGAAGAACAAAACUCUACUUCCGCCCCGUCACCUCCAUCAGAACCCCAAUCCCCUGUCUUUGAUACCAACGGCACGCCCGCCGACUCAACCGGCCAAGCUCCUAGCACUACUACAUCCAUAUCCUCCACAGCCCCAACCGAAAAGCCGAAGCAUAUAAAAUUACCCACUGAUGACACCAACCUCCGAGCACGCCUUGCCGCAAAGCUACAGGCGCUUCGCGACGCACGAAAAGCCGAUGUCGACGGCAAGCCUAUACGUACUCGUCAGGAACUCAUCGAAGCGCGCCGUCAGAAACAAGCCGAGCGCAAAGCCCAUAAGAAGGAGUUGCGACGGCAGGCUAAGGUAGAAGCGGACCAAAAGCGCGAGGAAGCCUUAGCGUCUGCUCGAAACUCACCGGGUAGCAUCCUCAGCCCGGCUAUUGACCUCGACAAUGACAACAACUUCUCCUUCGGUCGUGUUGGUUUCGGCGACGGCUCCCAACUAUCCCACGAUCUCACUCAUGUCCUGAAUAGCAACAAAAAGAAGGGACCAUCGGAUCCAAAGACGGCUCUUCAAAAACUAGAGAAUCAGAAGAAGCGAUUGCAAGACAUGAACGAAGAGAAGCGAAAAGACGUCGAAGAUAAAGAGCUUUGGUUAACGGCAAGGCGACGUGCAGAGGGCGAGAAGAUCAAGGAUGACGAGAAGCUACUUAAGAAGGCCGUCAAGCGCAAGGAGACAGCCAAGAAGAAGAGUGAGAAGGAUUGGUCUGCUAGGAAAGAAGGUGUUGCCAAGUCGAUGAAGGACCGGCAAAAGAAGAGGGAAGAAAACAUCAAGAAACGACGAGACGAAAAGCUCUUGGGCAAGGCUGGCAAAAAGAAGGGGGCUAAGAAAACUAAGGGUCGGGCUGGGUUCGAAGGCUCUUUCAUGGGUGGUGGCAAGAAGAAGUGAGCUCCCUCUGCUACUGUCAGGUAGCCUUCAUACGCUCCUGGUCGGAUGGAGUUGGGUAUCUCCCUCGGCGGCCAUGCUGCUCGAUGCUGUACAUACCGCGUGUUUCUCAGGUACCUAUUGAUAAUGGCAUCGGCGGAUCUGAUUGGUUCUGGUUUCUAAAAUACGGGAUAGCGCUGGGCAUCUCAUGUACGUAGGUAUAACAUUGUUAUACUGGUUAACAAGUCGAAUGCGUGGCAAGUAGCUGGGUAUAUUUACGAUGAUAGGAC
Molecule: messenger RNA, 1933 nt
Organism: Annulohypoxylon maeteangense
Lineage: Eukaryota; Fungi; Ascomycota; Sordariomycetes; Xylariales; Hypoxylaceae
Product: SURF6-domain-containing protein
Exons: 3
Coding region: 93-1667 (524 amino acids)
Biological process (GO): ribosomal large subunit biogenesis; ribosomal small subunit biogenesis
Cellular component (GO): nucleolus
Molecular function (GO): DNA binding; RNA binding
Source: RefSeq, a predicted model, not a curated record